AUGUCAUAUAACCGAGGGGGAAGUUACUAUAGUCCACGAUACGGAAAUAAUAAUAAUAGUGUAAGUGGAAGUAGUAAUAGUAAUAAUAGUGGUGGUAAUAGUAAUAAUAAUAAUGGUGGUAGUAACAAUCGACAAGUGAAAUCAGAAACCAAUGGAUCUUUACAAUCCACUGCGACCUCAUCAUCAAGACGAGAUAGAGACCGAGAACGAGAAAGAGAAAGAGACCAUUAUGCCGGAACAGCUGCUAGUUCAUCAACUAAUAGGUAUGAUGGAAGUCUUCAAAGUGGAGGCAAGUAUAGUAAAUAUCUUCCUAAAUCAUCGGGAAGUAAUGGCAGUAAUAAUAAUAAUAAUAAUGGUAAUGAAGUAUCUACAGGGAUUAAUAGUAAUGGACAAUAUACUUCAUCAUUAAAGAGUUCAUCAAGUGGACCAAGUUCUUAUUAUGGUCCUGGAGUACCGAAGAGAAGACCAGGAGUUGAUAGAUAUGAUUCUUAUAGUACUCCAUCUAAUUCUUCAGGUAAAUUAUAUUCAUCUUCAGUAUCUUCAAGUGAAGAUAGAGCUCAUAAUCUUCAUCGGUCUUAUUCAGAAACUUCGGUUCAUAAGGAUAAAGAACGAAACAAAUCAUCAAACUCUAGUCAUUAUCAUUCCAAUCAUAUCCAUCACCCUAAUUAUGGUCAUAACCAUCAUCCUGAAAGAUCUCGAUCAACCAAUCCAACAAUAUCAUCAUCAUUUAGAGAUGAUAGACGUAAAUCAUCUUCCACAACAAAUAUAUCUACCACUACAUUGAAUGAUCGUUAUGAUCGAGAUAGAGAUAGUGACAGAGAUAGACAUAGAGAAAGAGAUAGAGAAAGAGACACAAAACUGAGAUCCUCAUCUACCUCAUCUUCAGCUCGAUCAUCAAGACCAUCAUCGAUAAUAGAUACUUCCUCUAGUAGACGUAAACUUUCUGCACCAGAAGCGAAACCUAUUUCAGUUGGAAAUAGUGAAGAUAAGACCAAUGAACAAGUACAGGUAAAACCACAUCCAAAUGAUAAGGAAACAGAAAGAGAAGCCGAACGUAUCGAAUCACAAGAAAGUAAGACAGACAUAAUCAAAACAUCGUUUGCAGAUUACAAAUCACAGAAGGAGAAAGAUCAUGAAGAUGAACAUGAGGAUCAUGAACAUGAACACGAACAUGAACAUGAACAUGAACACGAACACGAGCAAAAUCAGGAUGAUGAUAAACCAACCGACCCAUCGGAAGAGUUGAAACAAGAUGAUGAAAAGGUCCAUGACAAAGAAAACACUGACGAAACUAACAAUGAUAAUAAACCAGACGUCCAAGAUGAAGAACAUGAAGAUAUUGCAGCCCCUGAUAUAACAACACAAGAUGCAAAAGAUGAAGAACCAAAUGAAGACAAGGAAGAGUCAACGGAAGAAUCCGGACCUUCAUCAUCUUUACCAGAUAGAAAUACUGCAGCCACAUCCAGUUCAGGAGAUAUUUCUACUUUAUCUCCUCUUCGAGAUAUUUCAUCGGAUGAUUUUAAUUUCAAUAAUCUUGCAACCAUCAAGGAGAUUGAAAGUACAAAUACUUCUAAUGUAUUGGCUGAAGUUAAAGAAGAAGAAGAAGAAGAAUUAUCUGAAGCAGAAACUGUCCCAGCCAACAGUCCUCAAAGGGGAAUUAAGGGACGUAAACUUGUAAGAAAGAGUGAGUAUGAUGAAGAACGUCAUAAUAUGAAAAGAAGAGCACUUUACUUAUCUGAUGAAAGUGAAGAUGAAGAAGAUGAAGAAGAUAAUGAAUAUAAAAAUCAAACGAACAAUGAUAUACUGUCUAAUGAUUCUAAACUGAGAUCUAAACCAUAUAAAAUUAAACGAGAUGCUGGAGGUAGAUCAUUUCUACAACGAGCUUGUAAGAAAGGAAAUUUACAAGAAGUUAAAGAUUAUAUAGCUCGUGGAGCUAGUGCUAAUGAAAAGGAUUUUUGUGGAUUUACAUGUUUACAUGAAGCAGCUUUAGAAGGUCAUACUGAAAUAGUUAAUUUUUUAAUUGAACAUGGAGCUAAUGUCAAUGCUCAAGCUGAUGCUGCCGGAGAUUCUGAAACACCAUUAAUUGAUGCAUCUGAAAAUAAACAUUAUGAAACAGUUAAAGUUUUAUUAGAUAAUGGAGCUGAUCCAACCAUAUAUAAUAUUGAUGGAUUUACUGCUUUAACUAAAAUUUAUAAUGAACAUGCUGGUGAAGAAGGAUAUCUGGAUAUUAUUAAAAUUUUAGAAGAAGCUAAUGCUAAAUUUACUCAAUCUCAUAAAACUCAAACUACAAGAGCCAUAUCUCCAGCUCCAAGAACUAUAAUUGAAGAUCCUAAUGAUACAUAUUUUGCUGAUCUUAUAAAACGUAAAGGUAUUUUUAAAUAUGCUGCUGAAGGUUCAAAAGAAGUUACUGCUAAUUAUUUUGUUUCUGGUAAUAGUCUUAAUUCUAAACCAGAUAUUUUAAUUUUAGCAGCUAGAAAUGGUCAUGCUGAAUUAGUUGAUAUUAUUCUUGGAUUAAAUCCAACUCCUUAUGAUAUCGAUACUGAAAAUGAUGUAGGAGUUAGUGCAUUAUUAGCAUCUGUUGGAAGAGGUCAUUAUGAAAUAGUAGAAUCUUUAUUAUCUAAAGAUGCUGAUCCGUUUAAGAAAAGAAAACAAGAUAAUUUAAAUGCUUUAGGAAUUUCAGAAUCUUCUGUCCAUUAUGAUCCUAAAGAAAUUAAUAUCAUUAAAGAAUAUAUGAAUAAACGUAUAUCAUCAAGAAGUGGUGAUGUUUCAACUGCUACAUCCGUUGUACCAUCAGCUGCAGUUUCAGAAGCUGAAGAUGAUGCUCCUACUUUAUCCGAUAGGGAAUCAACUAAAUUAAUUAAAUCAAAAUCUAAUGAUGAAAGAAAGAGAAAGAAUGAUGAAAUGAUUAUGAAACCAUUAAAGAAAAUUAAAUCUGAAGUUAAAAUUAAACAUCAACCAAGUAAUGUUUUCAAAAAGGAAAAUGUCGAAGAUACUGUAGUUCAUCCAGAACCCAUUAAACGUGAUCAAUCUAUGUCUCCACCGCCAUCCAGAGUUAAACAAGCCAGAAGUACUACAGUUUCUCCUUCACCUAGUCCUGCUCCUCUUACAAAAGCUCAAGAAGAAUUGAAAGCAAAGAAUGAACUUGAAGCUAAAAUAUGGCAACAAAAAGUCGAGGCUAAGAAACGAGCUAGACGAGAUAUGUUCUUAAAAUCAGAAAAGGAAAAGGAAAGAAGAAGAAAAGAAGAAGAAAUUAAGCGUAUAGAAGAAGAAUCUAAAUUGGCAGCCCAAAAGGAACAAGAAAGAAUUAAACUUGCUAAAGAGGCUGAAACUAAAUCUAAAGAAUUACAUGAAGAGAAAUUGAAAUUAAAGAAACAAUUGAUAUUGGAUAGUUUCCCAAUUGGAUUGAGAUAUGCUAAAAUUAAUGUUCAAUUAUCUAUUACAGAUAUUGAAAGAUAUUGUCCACUUUAUAUAUUCAAUAUUGAUGGUAUUAAUUAUAUUACAUCACUACAAUUAACUCUUGUUACUGGAGCUCCUUGGAAUAAUAUUAUACAAUCAUUUAAGGAUACUCCAGUAUGUACUAUUACUCAAAAGGGUAAAUUGUGGAAUUUUUUCUAUCAACUUAUAGGAAUAGAUCCAUCAGUAUCAAUUAAAGAUCAUCGUAUUCAACGAGAAUCAAGCUAUGAAUUAUUUAAAAACUUAUUAAUUACAUUCAUUAAGUUAGAAGAUGCCAUUGAAUUUGUUCAAGAACAUUAUCCAGUUACUAAUGAGUAUCUCUUUAAGAAUCUCAAUACAAGAUCAACCGUCAUAAUUCUUGAUCUGAUCACCCCCUUUAAUGAGAACAAAGAACAUAUUUAUCAACCGGAAGUUCAUCAUUUACAUGAAGAUAUCAAAACCUUUAUCCCUCCCAGAUUGCAACGACAGGAUAUUAAAAAGAAUAUACAAAACUGCAAAGGGAUCUUCUGGUAA
Scheffersomyces amazonensis is the source of this 3966-nucleotide messenger RNA. RefSeq lists its product as uncharacterized. Bases 1 to 3966 code for a protein of 1321 amino acids. The record is from RefSeq and is a predicted model, not a curated record. Gene Ontology annotation, cellular component: cytoplasm. Gene Ontology annotation, molecular function: protein binding. Lineage: Eukaryota; Fungi; Ascomycota; Pichiomycetes; Serinales; Debaryomycetaceae. Gene Ontology annotation, biological process: innate immune response. The transcript has a single exon.